Paramisgurnus dabryanus is the source of this 4345-nucleotide messenger RNA. It is a transcript of the gene lrch4, whose product is annotated as leucine-rich repeats and calponin homology (CH) domain containing 4. The record is from RefSeq and is a predicted model, not a curated record. Gene Ontology annotation, cellular component: cytoplasm. Lineage: Eukaryota; Metazoa; Chordata; Actinopteri; Cypriniformes; Cobitidae. Gene Ontology annotation, molecular function: protein binding.
AUCCGCAGGCUCCGCCCCCUCCGCUCGCUCCCGUGACUGUCAACUCGCCGCGCCGCUGCGUUCAGCGAGACUUUACUCAAUCAAGGGAUUUAACAUCACUUUCGGACUACAAAAACUUACUUAAACAACGGCGCGAACGUUAUUAAAGCGAGAUGAACUUUUACUAGGGGCGAUCGUCGUUGUAAAAAGUAAGAUUUUGGUCACAUUAAGUGUUUGAUGGCUGCUGGGGAUGGAGCCCAGCUGCCGGCGACCGUAGCGGCCAGCAGGAGCGUGGAGAAGGCGCUGGAGGAGGCUGCGUCCAGCGGAGCGCUCAUCCUUUCCAACCGUAAACUCAAGGAGUUUCCACGCACCUCCAAAAACUAUGAUUUGUCCGACAUUACACACGCAGACCUGUCGAAGAACCGGCUCUGUGAGGUGCCAGAAGAGGUGUGCCAGUUUGUCUCUUUGGAGACUCUCAGCUUGUAUCACAAUUGUGUGCGAUCCCUUACACCUAGCCUGUGCCAGCUGCAAGCUGUCACCUACCUCAACCUCAGUCGUAACCUGCUGUCCAGUCUACCGCCAUCAGUAUGUCAGCUCCCUCUGCUGCGAGUGCUCGUCGUCAGCAAUAACAAGUUAUCAGUUCUGCCAGCCACGAUACGCUCACUCACACACCUACGACAACUGGAUGUGAGCUGUAAUGAACUGCAGUCUCUGCCGGCUGAACUCGGCCAGCUAGAAUGUUUAAGGGAUUUAAAUCUGAGAAGAAACCAACUUACAACUCUGCCUGAAGAGUUGUCAGAGUUGCCACUUGUUCGUUUGGAUGUGUCAUGCAACCGCAUAUCACACGUGCCUGUAUGUUACCGCCAUCUACGCCACCUCCAAACCAUCAACCUUGAAAACAACCCCCUCCAGAUGCCCCCAGCCCAAAUCUGCUCAAAAGGAAAGUUCCACAUCUUUAAAUAUCUGAACAUGGAGGCCUGCAAAAGGACUCAGGACCAGUAUGAAAAAGCUCUUCGGCCCACCGCCUUCAACAGCUGUCUUUUGGAUCAGGACCUAUAUCCGGGUCAGUAUGGCGGCCUGGACUCUGGAUUUAACAGCGUGGACAGCGGAAGCAAAAGAUGGUCAGGAAAUGAGUCGGCCGAUGAUUUCUCGGAACGGUCAUUGCGUUUGGCAGAGAUUUCCCGUGAACAUGCACAUUUUCAGGAGGAAGAGGAGAAAGAUGCGUUAUUAGAUACACCCAAAGUGAAUGGAGAUCUGGAGGUUCGAGUGGAUUUCUUAUUUAAAAGCCUAACAGGGGAAGAAGAUGAGCGUUCUCAGGAAAAGAGUGAAAGUGACGGUAGCACUUCCUCCCAGAGCCCUGAAUCUACAGACAGCAGGAUAUUUGUGUUGGGAGAUGGUCCAGAGACUGGUUCUCCACCCAGCCCCACUCUGGAGGAGAAGAGAAGACCUGGAAACCUGCUCAUCUGGCAGGAGAGAGAGCGAGCACAGCAGCAGAGAAAUAAGGCCUCCACUUUGCAGAAGACGACUGUAAAAACAGGAAGUAACUCUGCGACGUCGACGACCAAGCAUGGAGGAACAGGAAGUUCAGGUGGUGACGGCUCAGAUAGCAGCUCUCCACCCAAUGGACUGAAACAGAGAUGUGCUAGUGUAGAUCAGAUGUCUCCCACCUCUAACGCAGUGUCUUUACAGCGCUCUGUUAGUCGCACAGACGCAUCAUCUGUGAAGCCCUGUUCACCUACGGGUUCUGCUCCCAAACCCAACAGCUUCUUAUUCCGCACAUCUUCACGUUGCAACGUCAAGACAGGAUUAGGAAACAGUUUGGCUGAAUCUGGCCGUAGUGAAUCUCGCUCCACGCUCAAAUCCCCACGAGAAGAGAGAACAGACGUUCUGCAGCUACGCAAGUCUCUGGAGUCGCGCCUGAAGAUCACCCUGCCUGAAGAUCUAGGAGAGGCGUUGUCCAACGGCACGGUUCUCUGCCAGCUGGCCAAUCACGUGCGACCUCGCUCCGUGUCAAUCAUCCACAUCCCUUCACCGGCAGUGCCAAAACUGAGUGCUGCCAAGUGUCGCCUUAAUGUCGAAAACUUCAUUGCUGCGUGUCGUAGACUGGGAGUUCCUGAGAUGGAGUUGUGUUUAGCGUCUGAUAUCCUGUGCAGUAAGCUGCCCGCUGUACACCGCUGUGUAAAGGCGCUCCUGGCAAAAACAGGAGGAGAUGAGGAGGUGGAAGAGGACAAGAACAGCACCUCUGCGUCUCCUUCCUCCCCCUUCUCCACUGGCUUCCUGCUCUUCUAUUCUAUACUCAUGGCUUUGCUCUAUUUGUUAUACUGCAGCAUUAUAGCAUAGUUAUGUGUGGAUGAGUAUUAAGCUCUAUAUGGGUAUUAAAGUCCAUCAUCUAUGUACUGUGUACGCUGUUACGCACAUAGCCGAUGAGACUUUUAACCAAAAUCCUCUCUUAGUGGCCGCUAGACACAAAUAAUCUUCGCAUGCACUUCACAUUUAACCUAUAAAACGAUGAAAGAACCCAGCCAUGCACACAACUAUCCUAUAAGAGCCAUAUGCGGCAUAUAAGAGCAAGCUCAUUACCCAUAAUGCUGUUCAGGUUACAUGUUAACACUUAUGAUGUCAGUUCGGGAAACACAUUGUUCUAGAUAUGGUUAUAUUACUGAAAUAUCUAUGUGUAUGAUGACUGCUGCUGUGCGAUAUUGCGAGUCCCCCCGCACACCUGAAUUUGCUUAUAAACAGCUUGCCGGUGGUCUUCAGACUUUUAACUGGACACAUGCAUGGUUUCCACGUUAUGAAGGGCUUUUCCACAUGAUUGCCUUAGCAUCGCUGUUAAUAAUGGGAUAGAUUUGUAUGCCUUUUAGCAGGACUGGUGUAUUUUUAUCUUUAGAGUUUUAAGCACUGGCACAAACUCCCCACGUUUUUCCCUUGAGAAUCUAGGGCUCUGAAUAGUCAAAGUGCCUCCGCAGGACAAAAAGCUAAUAGGUUCACUCCAGUCUCCAGCCUUUCCAUACACCCACAGCAGCUUACGGCAUCCAGGAAACAUGUUAACAGUGUGGUGAUGGUACUUGUAAACUGUAUUUUGUUUAAUUCGCACAUCUAACGGAUGAGGGUCAGGGGUUGAGAGCGCUGUUUAGCAUCUUUGUCUCGUCGACUGUGAUCACCAGAUGGCAGUGCUGUUACAAAACCGCCCCACCACUUUUGUACGGUACUAAUAUGAUUCAAAGCUGUGUUACGUUUUUUGUUAAAUGUUUGUUUUGAUUUUCUUAAGAGCAACUUAAUAUAAUUCUUGUAUACAAACUGUUCCAUAUAAUUUAUUGUUUUAUUUAUGUUUGCUUCUUUUGUUCUGCCAAGUCUGCAUUGGGGAAACAUGGUCUUUGUUGAGCACAUUUUGGCCAGAGUAAUUGGCUUACACAAUGCAAAAAAGCUUGCAUGGUCAGAGAUGAAUCAGACCACUAUAACUGAACGCUGGCCAACAAGGACAAUUGCAUUUAAAUAUUCACAUUCGCUACAGCUAUUGUAGUUACAAAAGGGAUAAACAGACAUUACCAAAUUACAAAUAUGCAAUUAAAAAAAAUACAAAUGUAUUGAAGAUGAAACGCCUCUUUUAGCUGUCGUUUCGUGACACUAAAUGUGACCAUAGUGUUUUUGUACUUGUGUAAUGUGCCAUAUGCACCAGCUUCCCCGUUGCUAGAUGUUGAUGUUGCUUUUGUGUCCUGUGCCUACUUAAUGUGAUUUAGGAGCUUUGCAGACAGUUUACUAACAAGCAACCUCUCAUCUGGAGAGAACGAUAAGAGGAGAGGGAAAGAGAGAGAGAGAGAGGAAAAAAAGGAUAGGGAAUAUGAUUUAACUGGUUGUGUUACCACACAGUUCUGUACGCUAGGAUGUCUUAAACAUGUUUUAAGGGGGUUUGUUGUAAGUUAAGAUGUUUAUUGUUUAUCAGUGCUAAAGCUAAUCAUAAUUGCAUUUUUAAAGACCACUUUAUAAAAUAAUACAAUACAGGUGACAGACUUCACGUCAAGGAUUGCUCAGUCACCUCACAAUGGCUUGAAGGACACUGUGUGCCAUUAGUGGUCUCAUGCAUAUGAAAUAAGGAUGCUUUGCUGAUACAAUACAGUACAUGUGCAUCAAAAAGCUUUUACAGGACUGAUUCUACCCUCUUUCUGAUAAAUACACUACAUGAGACUGAGAGUUUAGUGGGCAGAAUAGCUUCAUGAAUGUUUCCGUCCACGUGUUACUUAGUGUAACCUAAUGGAAGACACAAAUGUAUUUUGUAAUAUUUAUAAAAUACUGUGUAUUUAAGAAGUUUAUAUUGAUAUAAAGAUUUUGUUUGACUGUAAAGAAAUUAUUAAAAAAACAAACCCUGUUA